UAUGUCUUGUUGUUUUUCAUAGCAUUAAAAAUUUAAUGAAUUUUUAACAUAAUAAAUUAAUGAAAUAAUGAAUAAGUAAAGGUCGACUUCGUAAGGUUUUUUUAAAAAUGGUACAUUCAACAAACGUUAUUACAACUCAUAAACAUCACAAACACACCGUGUAAGAAUUAUUCACGAAGCGAUACAUAAAAUUUUCGGAUAAUGUCUUCUCCUCAAACCUUUAAUUGUGUUUUGUGCUCAAAAUCAUUUGAUGAUAAAGAAACAUUACAAGAGCACUUCAGGAAACACGGCGAUCCCGCUUUUCAUCAAAACACGAAAAUAAAAUCUAAGACUCAAAAUGAAAUUCCCACAUCAACCGAAAAAAUUGAAGAGAAUGAAAUGGUUGGCUGUGAUGUCUGUGAAGAAGUAUUUCCUACUAUAUCAAAGGCUAUAACACACAAACACAAAGUUCACCCUGAUCAUGAUGGUAAAUACUUUUGUCCAUGGUGUGGGAAACUUUUCACAAUGAAGCAUUUAUACAACAAGCAUAUACAAUCCAGCCACCAAGGAGCAACAAGUGAGGAUGUCAAUGAUUUUCACUGUGAUUGUUGCAAUGUUGACUUCUUCAUGCCCUCAGCUAUGAUGCACCACAAUAAGUUCUUUCACAGGCUAGAUUCUGAGAUUAAUAACAUUGGUACAUCAAAAAAGAUCAAACUAUAUAAUGAGGAGCUGGUACAAAUCUUCUACUGUCCAUUUUGUGGAGAGGAAUACAACAACAAGGUUAAUUUAAAUAAACAUAUGAGUGAUGACCAUGGUGAUGAAAAUCAAGCUCCUGAAGAUAUUCUACGAUGCCCACUGUGUGAAUCAGUUUUUUACCACCUAGAUGCAUAUGAGUUGCAUUUGACCUUCCAUUCAACUGAGGAUUUAUAUAGUGAACGAAAUGAAAUGAUCAAAGAAAUAGUUGAGUUUUCACUAGAUGCAGUACCACCACUCUUGGAGAAGCUUCCCACUUUAAAUGAGGAUAUGACGGUGGAUAAUUUUUUGCAAAUGGUAAUUAAACAAGACAGCGGAGAUACAGAAGAGUUGGGUAAAAUAAAAUCUAAAAAGCACAAAAAACAUAAAAAAUCCAAAAAAUCAUCAAUUACCUUAGACGAAUUUCUAAAUAUGAAUAAAGAUGUUUUUGGAGAUGGUCUUAAUGUCCAGGGUAUAGAGGAAGUACCCACUGGAAGUGUCUUAAAGAAACCCAAACUUAAAAAAGUGAUUAAUACUGCUCAUGUUAAAACAAGUAAUCUAGAUUUAGCUAAACUAAAAAGACAAGGUAUUGUCAUCAAGACAAAAUCCAGCCAAUCUUCUCCUACUCUUGUUAUUCCCGAGAAACCCUUAAAUACUAUAGACAAAACAGUAAAAUUAGAAAAAAAUCCACUAGACACUGUAACAAACCCAGCUGACAUUAUAUCAAAACUAAUGAAGCAGGGUGUUGGUGACAUUAAAAUUGUAAAAAAAUCUAAUGAUAUAUUAACUGAUCAAGAUCAAUCAGAUAAAAUAGAUUCAUCAUCGGAUUAUAAUAAAUCUGAAGUACCAUAUUCACCACAAGCUAAUUUAGAUACUCGGCAAUGUGCUAAUAAUCGAACCGAACAAUCUGAUGAGAAAUCCCAAGAAAAUGUAACAAAUAUUGAUUUAAAAAACGAAAAACACCAUGAUGAAAGUAUCACUUUUGGCAACCACACUAAUGAUGAAGAUAUUGAUGAAACUCAAAAUAUGACUGAUAAUUAUGAAGAGACAUUUAUAGACAAACAGGAAUUAAAAAGUUUAAAAGAAGAUGAGUUGAACAAUGAGUCAUUAGUCAAUUCAGAUACUGAAGAAAUCGAAACUACAAAUAAUUCAUUUGGUAAGGAACAAAUUUCUGAAAAUGAGCAGGAGAUUUAUUCACCAGGUAAAGGUAAGGAGCCUACAAAUAUAUGUAAGGAUCAUUUAAACAAUACAUUGAACUCUCUUAACAUAAGCAAAGGAAUAACAAUUAAAUCUUUAGGACAGACAUCAAAAAGUUCUGAAUGCAAAGACAAAAAUGACCAAAGUACAUCUCCUAAGACACCAAUAGAUGUAUUUAAAUGUUUGAGUAAACAUAUAACUAUAAAAAAACCUGUUAAAUCAAAAGAAUAUUUACCCUAUGAAGACGAUGAAGGCAACAAUGAAGAAUGUGCUUCUAAAUUAGAACCUGCUGAUGAUAGUCUCGAAGUAGCAAAUGAAAUAGAAAAAUUACAAAAUCAAGAUAAUUUUAAAAACAAUAUACACAUAAAAAGUAAUAAAUAUUGUAUGUCUCCUAAACAUGAAGUAGACAAUAAGACAAAUGAUAUUUCGAACCAUCUAAAUAUUUUAAAGAAACUGAGAAAUGUGACUGCUAAACCGCUGACAACUUUAAAGCAAAACGUACAAUUAACGAGUCCCGUAACAUCACAAAGUAUAAAAAAAUCUGCACCCAACGACGCAAUAGAUAAAGAAAUUGAAAUAUUCAAUAUAGAUGAUUCUGAUAGUGAUCCCGACGGGGAUCAUGUAAUUAAUAAUAAAGAAGGAAUUGUUGAAUUAAAACCUGUAAAACAAAUAAACUUGAAAGAUAGUGAUCAUCUUCCCAAAGAAAUGAUACAAAAUCUAAAAAGGAAUAUAAAUAUUAAGCCAUCACAAAAAAACAUGACAUCACCAAAUCCCCAGUCUAGUGAUGGCCAACAAGAAUAUAAAACAACAAUAAAUCGCAUGACUGAAACAAAAUCUAUAAUUAAAACUAAUCAAAAUCGGUUACACAAACAAACUCAACUUCAAAAAACGCUUCAAAAUUUAAGCCAACAUAUCACGAUAAAGUCAAAUAUAUCUUCUCCACCACCAAAUUUUGAUGACCACAGUGACAUGGAUAACGAAGAAAUGGAACAUCAUAACAGUGACGAUGGUAAUGAAUCUGAUUCUAGUACAGGAAAAGUGAAAAUAAGUGAGUUGCAUGAGGAAGAAGCUGACAACGAUCAUGAGAAUUUUGAUGAAAAUGAAAUGAACGCAACAGUUCAAUCACCUGAAGAUUAUAACAAAGAUGAAGAAGAUCAUUGGGAUGAAAGUGAUGAAUUUACUGAUUUUGAGGACCAGAUCAAGACUAAUCCAAUUAAGAUAGGUAAUACAAAUUCUAACCAAACCAUUAAGCAGCGUCCACCUCAUAAUAUAGGUAGUUUAAAUAAAGAAUUAACAAUAAAAAGUCUACGCCAGACCAAUCCGUCACCUCAAGUUGAAACAGCCACAGAAGAUGAAGCAUUUGAGGCGUCACAAAAUUCUCGAAACAUAUCUAUAAAACCUAAUCCAGUCAAAAUUAUGAAUAAAAACAUGACCCAGCCUAGUCACAGUUUCACAGAUCAAAAGACUACUUCUUCAACUAAUCAAGUAAAUACUGUUAAGACUUUAAAGACUUAUAAAUCUCAGACAUUUAUAGAAGAGGUCACCACUACUGUUACGAAGACAAUAAGAACUGUGAACACUAAUGAAAGUCAUAAUGCUAUACAAAAAGUAAGACCACAAAAGAUUAUGAAUACUGGCAAUAAUAUCCGAGGCACUGGACGUAUAAGACCGCAUGGUCAUGUAGUGGGCACUAAAAUAAAAAAAAUUAACCCACAAGUCAGACCUCAAGUAAUACGACCUUCUAAUCAAAUGGUUGCCAUCCGCCCUAGACUGGCAAAUCCACAGUCGUUCAACAUCAGAAAACCAACACCAGUGCAGCAGAACAUGCCUCGCCUAACAAAUCUAAAUAAAGUUAAUAAUUCUCAGUCAAGCCAAAGCUUAAAAAGACCAAUUGAGUCCAAGGAGGAGGAAACAGAUCAAACUGCGAUCUUCAAAAAGCCAAAACCUGUCACAAUAGCCCAAAAAUCACAGUUCAAUAGUGAAUCAGUUCAAUAUUCUUGCUCGUCUCAGAGCAAAUCAAAUUUCUCAAGUGUAAAGGUUGUUAAGGGUAAUUCAGUUGCAACAAGCCAAGUACGAUCAGAAUCAUGUGUAAAUCAGCAACAUUUAUCCAAACUGAGUGGUGUCUCUGGCUUGAAAAUUGUCAAAUCUAGCUCAAAACAGAUGUCACAAGUAGAAAAUAAGUGCCAAGUAAAUUCACCCAAAAACAGUGCGAUAGCAGCCCUUGAGAAAUUACAAAGCCAAGGUCUGCUGGUAAAGAAACCACGGUUUGAACCCACAGAUAAUGUAGCCGAAGCAGAUUUCUUUAGUGGUAGUGAUGACGAACACUUUGAAGAUGAACAUUUUGAUGAAUAAAAUUUUCUAUUUAUGUUUGGUUAGAAAUUAGAUUAUGUAAGGUGUCUAGACAAUUAAAAUUUAUUCAUUGGUUUAGAUUUAAGUAAGGUAAACAUUAUAUAUGUAUGCACUAUGUAAGUUUAUAAUAAUUUAUAUCUAGAUCGAAUAAAAUGUGUGUUUUACGUUAGGUAUAUGUGGUACAAUGACAUAUAUGUUUAUCAAUCUAGAAAACUGUAAAUAUUAUAUAUAAGAUGACAUAAAUGUUGAUAUUGAAAAAUA
Messenger RNA from Leptidea sinapis, 4518 nucleotides. RefSeq lists its product as uncharacterized. The transcript is spliced from 7 exons. Gene Ontology annotation, cellular component: nucleus. The coding region runs from base 202 to 4260 and encodes 1352 amino acids. The record is from RefSeq and is a predicted model, not a curated record. Lineage: Eukaryota; Metazoa; Arthropoda; Insecta; Lepidoptera; Pieridae. Gene Ontology annotation, molecular function: RNA polymerase II transcription regulatory region sequence-specific DNA binding; DNA-binding transcription factor activity, RNA polymerase II-specific. Gene Ontology annotation, biological process: regulation of transcription by RNA polymerase II.